This is a messenger RNA of Hippoglossus stenolepis (Pacific halibut), 2047 nucleotides long. RefSeq lists its product as uncharacterized. Gene Ontology annotation, cellular component: nucleus. The coding region runs from base 122 to 1468 and encodes 448 amino acids. Gene Ontology annotation, molecular function: DNA binding; zinc ion binding. The record is from RefSeq and is a predicted model, not a curated record. Lineage: Eukaryota; Metazoa; Chordata; Actinopteri; Pleuronectiformes; Pleuronectidae. The transcript has 11 exons.
GGUCCCCCAUGUGCUGCAGAGUGCUGCCACCUGCCGGCAGGUGUGAGUAUCCGUUCAGCAGCUUCACUAGCUUCACUCCACACACAUGCUAACCCCUGAGCUGCUGGAACGCUGCUAAACAAUGAACCGUCACAGCAAUGUCCCGUUCAGCGGCUCCGCGGCUCCUCCAGCAGCUGCUCCACCACCCAAACACAAGCCCGGAAGAAUACCCAAAGACUUCAUGGAGGCUAUGAAACGUGUCCCGGUGAAGGCAGCAGACAAUUCAAACAUCAGGCCGCCGCCUAACGAGGCUGCUGAGACGCAACCGACCAAGAAAAGAGCAGGAAAACCUUCUGGCUUCAAAUGGAAGUCUUCAUUCACACCAUUAGGAGGAGAAGAAGAAGAAGAAGAGGACUGCUCUCCAGACAAAAGCACAACCAAUUCAGAAAUGGUUGAGCUUUACGACCCUUAUGAACCUGGCUUUUCAGACUCUGAAUUCGAGUUGGCACAGAGCAAAGCUCAACAUCACUCCUCACUCGAUCAGGACGACAACAUGGAAAGCCAACGUUUGUCUCCAGGUAGAGGCUGCCGUGACAAAGGCCGCUGGGACUCGCCCUACCCUAAGUCAGGGAACCGACUCUUUGACAGACCUGAGUUCAUACCCGAUGACAAUGAAGGUCUCGGUUCUCACUCACUGCCUGAGCAAGAAGCUUAUAGCCCGCACAGUGAACCAUUUGACCAACAGGAGUAUGACUCCAUAAGCAGUCCCCUGGACCACAGGGUGUGCAGCCCUGAGAGGAUCAUUGUCAGAUCCUCCAGCCAAGAGUUCCCUGCAUCUUAUGGAGGACAGGAGAGCAAUGGGGAGGAGAGGAUGAGAAUGCCAGAACACAGGAGAGAGAUGACCACUACUGUCAGAUUAUCCCCGCCCAAGUUACGGCAAAAUUCUAAACAUCAUUCGGGGCAUAUGGAAAAAGAUCUGGACCCAAUCAUGCCUGUCAAAGAAAGGACAAGAAACAGGACCAAAAUGGUUAUAAUGGACAAGGAACCCAUCACCUGUGACCUUUGUGAUGUGGAGCUCGCCAAUGGGCAGGAGCUGGAGGAUCACUUGGACAGCAGAGGCCACUGGGGGACACUGGAGUACAUUCAACAGAAUAAUAAUUACGAUGAUCUGGAGAUAGCUUUCCUGCAGGACGUCAUGCUGUACAAAAGCCGCCAGUGUAGCCGAGCCAUAGAGCAAAGCGUUGUUUUUGCUCUGCAGGAAAACGACCACAUGGCAAAGGUGGAAAUGUUCCACUGUGCAGCCUGCGACGUCUUUGUAUCCACAUCUGCGUCCUCGGUGCAGACCCACAUUACCUCUCUGGACCACCUCUCCAACAUAAAGGAGUUUGAAGUGCACCAGAGACGUAGCUGCCUCGACAAAGCAGGAACUAUAAUGAAUGCGCUGAAACCUCAGUUUGCACACUUCGUAAAGGGUGACAGCACGUUUUAAUGACCGAGUCUUCAAAAAUCCUGGAAACAGAGAUGCCGUUCACUUCAGAUGAGGAGAAAUGGACCUGAAACAGCAGCUCACUUUGAACCACAACCACAUAAAUGCUGCAUCAAUUCUCCCCUCAGCUUUUUGCUCAGAGAACUCACUCUUCAUGUACUCGAUGGAUAUUUUUUCACACGUUCUUUCACAUUUUGUACAUGUUAAAUACAAAACUCCAAUCAUCACCAUGUGGUCACUUAAAGAAGAUGAAGCAUGUGAUUUUUUUUCACAUUCACACAACAGUUUAUCGUUUCUGUGCAAAAAAAAAGAAGGUAGACAGUCAACUUGUUUCUUUGCAUUUUUUUUAUUUAGAACACAAAUGUUUUUAAGCUUUGUAUCUGUGUGAUAUAGUACAUUUAAAAUUAAAUUAUUUCAAAACAGUAUAUUUAAACAUUAAAUAUAGGUGACAUGUAUGAAGGGCAUUGCCAGCACAGGCUGUGCAUGAUAGGUCUUUUUCUUCACCACCUUGACUUUUAAUUUCAUCUUUGUAUUAGAAACAAUGCAGUUACUGAAAUUCUAUAAAACACUUUCUAUGCAUAA